UAAUUCCUGUUGAUUGAAGAUGGCACAUCAUUGUCAUUGCUUACCCUUGCUGUAUUGAAUAAUUUAUAUUAAAGGAAAAAUGCAGGGAGUUCGGAGUUUGGAACCUCAAGGGCUGAGUGGCGUGUGGUGCCACAGCAUCAAGGAGGCCUCUAUAUGUGUGCUGCUUGGACACUACCACUCGAUGUUGAGGAGACUUCAUGGACGUCAAGCAGGAACUUUGCUCCUCCAACACUCUGGUGGUAUUCAUUCCUACAUUAACUCUGCUAGUGACUUUGUGAAAAACGUUCAGCCAUUUCAUCCAUGCCUGAAGUUCAUCAAUGCCCUCAUGGAAGCUCAGGUUUCUGCAUAUGGAUCUCAUGGUCUAUACUGUGGUUUAUUAUGCUCUUCACUUCUACAAGAACUUCUCAAACUUGUCAGCAAUGGUCUGCCACUUGUAAUAAUACAAGAAAUAUCUGGAGCUCUAGUUGACAUCAUUCUGUCUCACUGUUCUGAACCUACUGCUGUGCUGGAUGUGUCCAGCAUCCAUGAAAUGAUGAAAUUUUUGGGCCCUUGUCUCACUGACAGGAAUUUGGGGCUCAAUGAUGCCGAAAUUGAUCAUCUAAAAACCAAGGUACUUGAAGCAGUUUUGCUUAGCAUUUCUGACAUUGGACAUUCACAAACGUUUGGUGAUGUUGUGAUCACUGAAGUUCCAGGUCGCCCGGUGACAGAAGCCUCUGUGUUCAAAGGUCUGCUUUAUCGUCAUCAUCGCCUGCAAGAAAAUUCAAUGGCUUGUAUCAUAAGUAACUUGGAGUCUUUUAGUUCCUCACACAUUGUUGGUCAUAAACAGGCCUCAAGUUCAAUCGGAAGUUCAUCAAGAGGCAUUAAUUUGUUGAACAAUGAAGAAAAUAACAUUUUUUCCAGAAUUCCUAAUGGCAUUAAAAGUGAUAGGAUUUCAUUCUAUACACACAAUAGAGUGUCAGAUGAAGCUGAGAGCAGGAGUAUCAGUCUUAUCCUAUUCAACAUAACGUUGGAGUUCUCUUCAAAUGCCAACGAAUGUAUUAAGUUCUGUGGCAAGUUCUCUAGUUCAACCAUGUACGACAUGGAAGUCACUAAGCAACUAACGACAUUCAUGGAACGUGAGAAAAUAUUAAUCCUAGCCUGCCAGAAGGUAGUGAGUGAGAGUAUCACUGCUGCUCUAGAGAGACGUGGUAUCCUUGUUCUAGAGCGGCUCGGCACAGCACUCACGACUUCCUUGGAAAAAUUAGCCAAUUGCCGGGCUGUUUCUGACCUACAGCUGCUACAGGCCUCAAAUGAUCAACCUUGUAUGGGGUCUGGUCAUCAAGAGUGUAAGUGCUUGUUAAGAAACUCCAUUGGUGCCAUCACUGGUAUUAAACGUCGUGAUGUUUCUGGUCGCCUUUAUCUGCUCAUUGAGAACACAUCUGAUGUUCCUCAUCCGCCUGUAGUGACGCUUCUUCUACCUGCUCUCAUGGCGCCUGUUGCUGCCAAUUUAAAGGUGUUGGUGGAGGAGGCUGUGAAGAGCGUGUCACACAGCAUCCUAUCUCCUGGCGUGGUGUGCGGCUUCUGCUGGGGAGCUAACCUGGCGGCUCUUGUGCAGCGCCGACACACGAACUCCUGCCUCCUUCAGCGCACCGGCGCUACUGAGGCGCAAGUCUUUUUCGUGGUGGAGGCGUUCUGGCGGGUGUUCGUACGUCUGCAGGCGCAGGAGGACGGCAGCCAAAGCAGUGUCGCGCCCCUGCCGCCGUGGGCUACAGACCAGCACAGACAGGAGCCACCCCAAAGUGUACCACAAGAGCGCAAGACGCGUGCAGCUGCCUGCCACGAUGAGACUCUGUCACACGCUGCGGUGUUCAGUGCUGUGUCGUCGGCGCUGGAAACUGUUCUUCAGCUGCUGCAAGUCGACUACUGCAUCUUUGACAGAUAAUUGCAUACUUGAGCUCUGGAAAUUUCAUGAUUUCAUAACCGUGCUCUGGAAAUUUCAUAAUUUCAUACCCGU
Molecule: messenger RNA, 1993 nt
Organism: Hyalella azteca
Lineage: Eukaryota; Metazoa; Arthropoda; Malacostraca; Amphipoda; Hyalellidae
Exons: 5
Coding region: 80-1921 (613 amino acids)
Biological process (GO): developmental process; protein folding; intracellular transport
Cellular component (GO): nucleus; kinociliary basal body; cytoplasm
Molecular function (GO): ATP binding
Source: RefSeq, a predicted model, not a curated record